AAGGUAGAGAAGAAAGUGUACUAAGAAUGGGGAAAGGAAGAGCACCAUGUUGCGACAAGAACAAAGUGAAGAGAGGGCCAUGGAGCCCUCAAGAAGAUCUCACUCUCAUCACUUUUAUUCAAAAACAUGGCCAUCACAACUGGAGAUCUCUUCCCAAGCUUGCUGGUUGGUGGUCAAAGAUCGCGUCCUUCUUGCCCGGAAGAACGGACAACGAGAUCAAGAACGUGUGGAACACUCAUCUCAAGAAACGAAUCACUCCAUCUUCUUCUUCUUCUUCAUCCAUCUCUAGCACUCAUGACCAAAGCACAAAAGCAGAUCAUGACAAGAACUGUGACGGGGCUCAAGAAGAAAUGCAUUCAGGGUUAAAAGAGAGCCAAGACUCAGCUACUUCGUCACAUCCCCAAGUCGAGUGUAUGCACACAAAACCAGAGCUGCAUGAGGUUAAUGAACUCAACGAGAUCCAAUUCCUGCUCGACCAUGAUGACUUUGAUGAUAUAACCUCUGAGUUUCUUCAGGAUAACGAAAUGUUAUUUCCGCUAGACUCUCUUCUUCAUCACGACGAAACUCACAUUUCAACCACAUGCGGAGUGACUCAAGAGGUGGUAACCAAAUCGCAAUCAUCUGAUAAUCCUCAACCAGGUAUCCCAUAUGGAUUUGAGGACACAAACGGAGAAUCCGACUUGUGGAGACAGCUGGUUGAAUCAACCACACAUACACCUACUCUUAACAAUGAGUACGACGAGUGGUUCAACUUCAUCGACAACCAAACUUACUUUGAUGAUUUUAAUUUCGUCGGAGAAGGUUGCGCGAGAUCUCACUCUCACUGAGUUAGCUUAGCAAUGGAUCAGUCAGAAGAGGGUCAACAGCAACAGGGAAUGAUGGAUUAUGUACCUCCUCAUGCUUAUCAGAGUGGGCCAGCAAAUGCAGCUUCGCAUAUGGCAUUCCAACAAGCUCACCACUUCCACCACCACCACCAUCAGCAACAACAGCAGCAGCAGCUUCAGAUUUUCUGGGCUAACCAAAUGCAAGAGAUCGAGCAUACCACUGAUUUCAAGAACCACACCCUUCCGCUGGCCCGCAUCAAGAAGAUCAUGAAAGCUGAUGAAGAUGUGAGGAUGAUCUCUGCGGAGGCUCCAGUGAUUUUUGCCAAGGCCUGUGAGAUGUUCAUUUUGGAGCUCACGCUACGUGCUUGGAUCCACACCGAGGAGAACAAGAGGAGGACCUUGCAGAAGAACGACAUCGCCGCUGCCAUUUCCAGGACCGACGUGUUUGAUUUCCUCGUGGACAUAAUCCCGAGGGACGAGCUGAAAGAAGAAGGUUUAGGGGUGACGAAAGGGACCAUACCAUCCGUGGUGGGUUCUCCGCCAUACUAUUACAUGCAGCAACAGGGGAUGAUGCAACACUGGCCCCAGGAGCAACACCAUGAUGAGUCUUAAAACUUUUCUCCUUUCGUUUGUUUGGUUGUAUCGUAGUAAGGUAGCUCUGCUCUGCUGGGAACCCUUUCUAUUGUGUUCUGUAAUGACAUGUUAGUAUAUCACCAGAUGAUCUAUAGUCUAUAUCUAUGUCAAUGCAGUUCCUGUUCUCAUCAGUAUCAAAUAAUAACAAGAAUGUUAGAAA
This is a messenger RNA of Arabidopsis arenosa, 1617 nucleotides long. The record is from the annotation of a GenBank genome assembly. NCBI's taxonomy places the organism in Eukaryota, Viridiplantae, Streptophyta, Magnoliopsida, Brassicales, Brassicaceae.